CCAGCCUCGACCUCCUCGUCUCGUCUCGUCUCGUCUCUUGCCCUCUUUCGCCUCCGAUGGAGAGGAGAGAGAUGGAAAUGGAAAUGGAAAUGGAAGUGGUAAUGGAAAAGAAAGUGGAGCGGCUGCUGAACCGGGUGUCAUUGGUCUUCGCCGCCAUCGCCACCCUCGCCCUCCUCCACCUCUUCUCCCACUCCUCUCUCUCCUGCGCCCCCGCCCCUCUCCCCACCGCCCACCGCGCCCACGGCCGCAGCCAACCCCAGAACCCAAAACCAGCCCAUUCCUCCCCCCGCUCGUCCUGCGACGCCGCCUCCCGUGAGGUCCUCACCCCCGAUAAGCGCUUCGCCAAGCUCCGCUCCUCCCGCUCCUGGCGCCGACGCGCCGACGCCUAUGCCGCCCUCUUCUCUAGCCUUCGCUCCCCCACCCUCCUCUCCAACGCCUCCCACGUCCUCUGUGUCUCCGCCGGCGCCGGCCACGAGGUCGCCGCCCUCCAGGAGUCCGGCGUAUCGGACGUCACCGGCGUCGACCUCGUCGACUUCCCCCCGCUGGUUCGCCGCGCCGACCCGCACAACCUGCCCUUCUUUGAUGACGUCUUCGAUAUCGCCUUCAGCGCUGGCCUAGCCGGAGCGUUGUUCCCCACCCGCUUCGUGGCCGAACUGGAGCGCACCGUCCGCCGGGGCGGGGCCGUCGUCCUUGCCGUGGACCGCCCGUCCUCCGCCCAGGAGGCGGAGGGGAUCAAGGCCUUAUUCAGAAGAUCAACCCUUUUGGAGGCUAGGAAUACAACCAUGCUUGGAUCUGAAAUGACGCUGUUCAUAAUGAAAAAUAAUGGUAAAAAACGCUCGACUUGACGGUGGUUCGCUUUUAUGCAACUGCAUACUCUUUCAUUGAUUUAGAUAUAUUAACGAUGAAAGAGAUUAGAUCUGUAGAUGUUUGUUUCUGUUGUAUAUAAUGCAUGCAAAUCACUAACAUGAGUGAUUUGUUCAUUUGAAAGAGAAAAGAGAAAGCUGCUUUUUAUGUAAAUUAUGCUCAACUAGCUUACAAUUUAUUUAUCAUUCAUAUUCAUUCACAUUGUGUUUUGAAUUAGUUUAACAAAUUUCGAAACCUUGAAGUUGUAACAAGGAUAAAGGCUUGUUGUCCUGUUGUAGCUGUGCUCUAUUCUUUGAUGCCUUCAAAUGGCUAAGUUCUUGUAUCUUUGACCCUUCAUGAUACUGAAUA
This is a messenger RNA of Musa acuminata subsp. malaccensis (wild Malaysian banana), 1212 nucleotides long. RefSeq lists its product as uncharacterized. Lineage: Eukaryota; Viridiplantae; Streptophyta; Magnoliopsida; Zingiberales; Musaceae. Gene Ontology annotation, molecular function: S-adenosylmethionine-dependent methyltransferase activity. The record is from RefSeq and is a predicted model, not a curated record.